Molecule: messenger RNA, 294 nt
Organism: Spirometra erinaceieuropaei
Lineage: Eukaryota; Metazoa; Platyhelminthes; Cestoda; Diphyllobothriidea; Diphyllobothriidae
Source: the annotation of a GenBank genome assembly
AUGACGACGGUCACCAUCAACGCCAGUGAACGCACAUAUGAUGCCCGCCGGCCUGGAACACCGGCACCGUACACCCCGCUCUACCCUGCGCCGAUCACAGCGGCCAGCUCCGCCAACACCACUUCUCCCACUCCCACCACCGAUGAGGCGGUAUCCGAGGUCCCGUCACCCACUGCCUUCAUCACUACCGUCCCCACAACUAGCAGAACGGACUUGACCUCAACCCGUCCUCAUCGAAACCGCAUAUUUAGUUCGAACAUCGGUCUUGCGAGUCCAUCGCACAGCGACCAAUGA